Molecule: messenger RNA, 2579 nt
Organism: Cloeon dipterum
Lineage: Eukaryota; Metazoa; Arthropoda; Insecta; Ephemeroptera; Baetidae
Gene: Agpat1
Product: 1-Acylglycerol-3-phosphate O-acyltransferase 1
Exons: 6
Coding region: 290-1174 (294 amino acids)
Biological process (GO): phosphatidic acid biosynthetic process
Cellular component (GO): endoplasmic reticulum; membrane
Molecular function (GO): 1-acylglycerol-3-phosphate O-acyltransferase activity
Source: RefSeq, a predicted model, not a curated record
UGACGUCACUCGGGUGUUGAUCUGACGUUCGUCAGCUGACGAGGGUCGCGCGGGGAUGGAAUGCACAGGGUGUAUUGUAUUGAUUUUCUGGUGCCAAACACCAGUGCGAAGCCGUACUAAGACUGAAGUGCGGCAUUUUCCAACGCGCCUCGCGCCCUUUUAAUCGCUCAAUCGCUGAGCACGUACAAAUAGCCCACCUUGGGCGCCAGUUUCCCCGAUAACCAUGGAGUAGCGAGCUAACUGCGCACCUUCGCCUCAGCCUGUGAGCUAGCCGAACCCCAGAUUCGCGAUGGCAUUCUCUCUGCUCGAGUUGAUCGUGGUCGCCCUGAUGCUGGCCCUGCCCUUUGCCUACGAGUCUAGUCCCAAGUUUCGCUAUUACCUCAAGUUUGCCAUCUACUACGGACUCGUUAUGACAACAGCUGUAUUUGUAAUACCUAUCAUGAUGUUCCGUCCAGGAGAAGUAAAAAAUUUGUUGUUGGCAUCGUUCCUCUGUCGGCACAUUUCAAAGUUGGUUGGACUUCGCUGGGAAAUCCGCGGCAAGGAACAUUUGGAGAAGGACAUGGCGUGCAUCAUUGUAGCUAAUCACCAAAGCUCACUGGACAUUCUUGGAAUGUUUGAUCUAUGGCCUGUGAUGGAUAAGUGCACCGUGGUGGCUAAGAAGGAGCUGCUGUACGCCUGGCCCUUCGGACUGGCUGCCUGGCUGUGCGGCCUUAUUUUCAUCGACCGACACAACUCAAACACAGCCAAGGAGUCAAUGAACCAAGCCACGAAACAUAUUCAAGACAACAAGAUUAAGCUGUGGAUUUUCCCUGAAGGAACAAGGAAUAAUGUUGGCGCAAUGCUGCCGUUCAAAAAAGGAGCUUUUCACGUUGCAGUUUCUGGCCAGAUACCGAUUCUUCCCGUUGUUUUUUCUUCCUACUAUUUUUUGGAUCACGCUAAGAAAACAUUUGACGAAGGUCGUGUAAUCAUGACCUGCUUGCCUCCGAUCGAAACGACUGGUCUUGGCAAGGAUGACAUCGAGAAGCUGGUCGAGCAGACCCGCAAUGACAUGAUUGCUGAGUUCCAUCGCACUUCCGCCGAGGUUCUCAUGGAGGUGAACCGCUCAAAGUCAGACGGAAACUUGAAGAGUGAGAAGAUUGUGAGCGAGGAAGGUACUAAAAUCGAAGAGUCGUGAAAUAUUUUAUAUUUUGAACCAAAGAGUCAAACAAAUGCUCCUAGACUUAUUGUUAGUGAUAUUUUCGGUCGCUCUGAGAGAAAUCUUCAAACGAGAAUCAAAUUCUCAUUUUUCAUAGUGGGAGACCAGAAAUUAUAUGAAACCAAAAAGGAUAAUGUUGUGCUUCGUAGGUAUGAUAUAUAAUUUAGUUGAAGGCUUCUAACUGUAAUUUAAGCUUAAUUGACCAAAAUCUUAUAACUCCGCAUGAUUGUAUCUAUCGCCAAUACUGGUUUCAUUUCUAACAGCAUUUGUUAAUUUUAGCUGGUCUAAAAGUACAUUCCUAUUUACUCAUUUUUGUCAGCUAACUAUGUGCCAAAUUAAUUUCAUUCCCGCAACUCUCAGUCAAUUUUAUGUGUUGGGAAUAUUCAUUUUUAAUGCUAUUUAACACCAGUUUGAGCAAUAAAUCAAUCGCCAGUAUUGAUUUCAACAAACGCGAAAUAGCCACUUUCUUAUUGCAUCUCAAGCUACAGUGGAUUAAUAGGAGCACUGACUAAUAUUAAGUUUUAAUCUCACACAUUCACUCGACUUAAUUUCCAUCACUUUACAAUCCAGAGUAGCAUACAUUGCUACCUUAGCCGCCAAUUUCAUGCAAUUCAAAUUUUCAAUAUGUCAAGUCUACUUUGGCGCUUAAAAAAUUGGUUGAAUAUCAUGUUUCACGGUCUCGCAAGUCAAACAAACAGUUCAGGGAGGGUUGCAAAAUUGAACCGAUCACGAUCAACGCUGCUUCGAAUUUCACUCUGUGAUAAAUGGUACGAUAGAAAGAUGUUAACUCGGUGUAGAAAGAAGUCGUUCAACAUAUUUUGAUAUAAUUUACGAAUAUGCAACCCCAAAAAUAGUGUAUUUACUCCUGAUAGCUAUGCUUUUUUGCUAUUCUGUCAGAAUUGCGUUUGAACCUUAGCCAGUUGAACAGAUUGAAAUCAAAGUAAAUCGUCAGCUGAACUGCACUGACUGUAACUAUUGCGGAUCAUUCAUGGCAGCUGAGAUAUUUUAAUAUCGACGCUGUGAAAAAGACUCAUCAACUCAUCAUAAUGAGCCUCAAGAUAAACUCUUUACCUUUUAAGUCUUGUCAAAUUCUGUAUUAUAAUAUUAAAUUAACAAAUUUUGUAUAUUUUGCACUGUAUAGCCUUAUACAUGGCUCUUGUGCUGCCGUUUGCAGGUGGAUAGUUGUGAAUUACUCUUGUAACGAGGCUAUUUUAUUUUUCAGUCAUAUUAGAUAACUGGGGACUGGGAGGGAAAUGUUUAGUGAAAGCUGAUGAUCUCUUCUUACAAAAAUGUAACUCACAUUAAAAUGUAUAACAUGGAAUCUCGACUUGAUUCAUGUCAUCUAUAUGGUAUUUAAAUAAUAAAAAUAAUGUGCAAUAAAUUA